AUGUAUGCCGUUCUGAAAGAACAUCAUGAGGAGGAUAGCGUAUUGCAACGCCUAUGGGAAGAGUUAAACUCAAUUCCCGACUGGGUUGAUUGGACUCAAAUUGAGCGCGGUCAAGAGUUUUUCUAUCGGUAUUUGGUACCAAAUCUCACCGGGCUUGCACUACAAGGGGUUUUGGGAGGCACCGCAACAAUUGCAGGUGGAACCGAAAUUUUCGUGCGGACUGGAGGGUUCUCCCUUCGGGUCAUGCCAAGGCGAUUCCUCGAAAAUUUUCUAUGGCUUUCACAAGUUGCGAUGGACCUGAAAUCUAUCCAGCCGGGUGGAGCAGGCCAUACUUCGACAGUGCGUGUUCGACUGUUGCAUGCCACAGUAAGCCGCCGCAUCCUGAAGCUCAUGAAUCAAAACCCGACGUACUUUGAUGAAGUCGAGUAUAGGGCGCCAGUCAAUUUGAGAGAUGUCAUUCACGCAACAGCGAUCUUCUGCUGCAUGCCCUUGUUUCGCCAACUCCCUAAGAUCGGUAUCCAGCCCCGCCCAAAUGAGACGAAAGACUUCCUUGCAUUGUUCCGAUACAUUGCCUAUGUUAUGGCUACCCCGAAUUCGUAUUUCGAUGGAGUUGAACAGUCCAAAGCGACAAUGAAGAGUAUCAUGGCAUGUGAGCCUGAGCCAACCGAGGCGUCCAAAUCUAUUGGAGCCAAUUUCCUCACUGCGGUCCAGGAUUACCCGGGUAUCAAUGUGUCCAGAUCGAUGACCGAGAUAGGUUGUCGUACCUUGAGUGGUGAUGAGCUAACAGAUAAAAUGGGAAUUUCUCGACCAGAUAUCUUUUUCUGUGCUUCGUUCAGGGGCUGGUGUCAACUCCUCGUGGUAGUUACGUCCCUUCAGCGGUGCAUCCCAGCUUUUGACCGAAUGAUGAUCAAGCAUCUCGGUGAUCUACUUGGUGGAACGUGGUCUAUUGGUGGUCCUCAGCCAUCCGAUCCCUUGGAAGGUAUUCUGAGGACCGGUCAAGGUCUUUCCUACUCUCACAAUAACUACGAGGGCGAUGGCUCAAUUGGACGAAACGAUGCUUAUACCAACCACGGUGAUGCCCAUUCGCUCAACAUAUCCAAAUUCGAAGCCGUCUAUGCUGUCGGUGGCGAUGACUUGUCUGAGAACGGGUACGACCAACGCUAUACUAUCGACAAGUUCCGUGCUCGAUAUGCAGAGGUGCAGGCAGAUUCCAUCGCCACCAACCCGUACUACUUCACUGGCGCUUUCUCGACAAUUGUGGUUGUGCCUGCGGCGUAUAACUUUGUCAUUAACUUCAUGUCGAACUUUUCGGCAGAGGAGCCGACAGGAUACCUGGACGGCUUCACCUUCAAACAGUUCUUCGGUGUAUCUGGCUCCCCUGGUUCCUUCGUUUGGAACAAAGGACAAGAAAUUAUUCCUAACAAUUGGUACCGCCGCCCCUCCACCGCGCCCUACAGCCUUGACGAUGUCGUGUUGGACGUCGGCAUCGGAUAUCUUGCGUACCCGGACACUUUGAAGAUUGGGGGAAAUACUGGCUCGGUAAACUCUUUUACAGGUGUCGAGGUUUCAGAUCUCACUGGUGGCGUCCUGGACGCCGGAAACUUGUUUGAGGGUGAUAAUUUUGCGUGCUUCGUCUUUAGUCUUUUGCAGCAAGGAAUUCCGGAUUUCCUUAAGGGCCCUCUGGCGGAUAUUUUCAAUGCGACCUCGUUCUUGGAUCCUUUCUUGGCUCCAAUCCUGGGGAAGCUUGAAUGUCCGGAGCUUGGACAGUAUGAUCAGAGUCUGUUCAACCAUUUCCCUGGUUACACCUACAGCCCAACUGGGCCGGAUACCAACUACUAG
Messenger RNA from Penicillium odoratum, 1839 nucleotides. RefSeq lists its product as uncharacterized. Gene Ontology annotation, molecular function: peroxidase activity. The transcript has 4 exons. The record is from RefSeq and is a predicted model, not a curated record. Bases 1 to 1839 code for a protein of 612 amino acids. NCBI's taxonomy places the organism in Eukaryota, Fungi, Ascomycota, Eurotiomycetes, Eurotiales, Aspergillaceae.